GCCUGGACAGACCGGAGGUGACAUGGCCUCAGCUCAGCCAGAGCAGUCCAGGGUCCUGCAGGACGAGCUCACCUGCACCGUGUGCCUGGACCUGUACCGGGACCCACACUUGCUCCCGUGUGGACACAGUUUUUGUAAAACCUGCCUUGAUCGCCUGAAGCGGCAAGCGAACCGAGGCCGUUUACACUGUCCCGAGUGCCGCGACAGCCACCGGUGCGACACCGCCUUCCAGAAGAACUUCAAACUCGCCAACAUCGCGGACGACUAUCGCCACAGGCGCAGAGCCACGACCGCGGCCGCAUCAGCCUUAAGAUCCAGGGAGCUGCUGUCGUCUUCUCUGGCAGCACUGAGUGCCGUCGGUGUGUCAGCUGUUCCAUGUGACUACUGCCCUGCAGCGGCCACCGAGACGCCGGGCGUCAGCACCGCCGAGGACGGAGCCUCUGCUGCUUCUGACUCUCAGGAAGCUUCUGCCGCUGCCGCUGUUGCACCAACGCUCGCUGUCAGGACGUGCCUGAAGUGUGAGGUGUCCAUGUGCCAGGAGCAUGUGAUUCCACAUCUGGAGCUGCCGGCGUUUCGCGAGCAUCCCCUCAUCGAACCACUGAAUGACUUCUGGAAAAGGAAGUGCCCCACUCAUGAUGAGAUCUUCAGGUACUACUGCAUGGAUGACAAGAUGUUUGUGUGCAAUGCUUGCACCUUCGAGGGACAACACGAUGGACACGCAGUCAAGACUCUGUCCAACACAAUGAAAGAUCUCAAGGCCUCGCUGGAUGAGCAGCUCUACAAACUGGAGAGAAAGUACAGCCUGGUGGAGAAGAAACUGCAGGAGCAGAAAGAGAAGGAGAGACAGAACAAGAAGUUCAUGGAUGACUCCGAGCAGUGUCUGACCAGACUGGGCGAGGACAUCAAGACCAAGGUGCUCCUCUUCAUCACCAGACUACGGGACUUCCCGCGCAUACGACAAGACGUCAACAACCUGACCAUCCAGAAGAACAUCUCCAGGAUCUGCCAGGACCAGGUGCGCCUCCAGGAGGCCCGCUGCGGCCUGGAGACCCUCAUGCAGGAGAACGACCCGUUCCGCUUCAUCGAGGCCUACAAGACGACGGGAAAACAGUGCUGCAGACAGCUGAGAAAAACCAUGUUCUACCCGGAAUACGUUGACAUGGAGAUGGAGGCUCUUGCGGUGAUGAUGGAGGAGGAGAUGAGGAAGUUUCUUGACGAGGAGUUGCCCUGUCACAUCGACGCUGCCAUCAGUUCCCUGUGUCACGUUUCUGAUCCCGAGGAGGAGGAGGAGCAGGACGACAACGAGGCGGAGGAGGAAGAGGAGGAGGACGACGACGACGACGACGACGAUGACAGCAGCGAGGAGGACAUGAGGAGCAACGGAGACGAGGAGGAGGACCACGAAGACCUGCACGAUCAGAACGAGCUGGUGGACGAUCUCUACAGCCCCGGGGAGGAGGAGGAGGAAGAG
Molecule: messenger RNA, 1471 nt
Organism: Salarias fasciatus (jewelled blenny)
Lineage: Eukaryota; Metazoa; Chordata; Actinopteri; Blenniiformes; Blenniidae
Product: E3 ubiquitin-protein ligase TRIM11-like
Exons: 7
Molecular function (GO): zinc ion binding
Source: RefSeq, a predicted model, not a curated record